Molecule: messenger RNA, 1113 nt
Organism: Acanthocheilonema viteae
Lineage: Eukaryota; Metazoa; Nematoda; Chromadorea; Rhabditida; Onchocercidae
Source: the annotation of a GenBank genome assembly
AUGGGCGAUUUUCAACGUAAACUUAAAGAAGGUGAAAUUUUACGCUAUAAAUCGAGUUUUUUGGGUAAAAAAUGGAAAGAAUGUUGGGCGGUGCUGUUCAGUGAUUCUGAAUUCAUAUGGUAUGAUAAAAAGGGUGAUUCAAAACCGGCAGGUUCAGUUUUCCUGAAGGAUGUUGUACCAUAUACAUGUGUUGGACCAAUGUGUGACCGUAUGCCAGUACGUCGACCAGAAUUACCACAACGAUAUUCGUUGUAUCAUUUAGUGGGUAUUGGAAUGGAUUCACAAGCAAGCAAAGUUCAUUGGUUCCUAUUCUCAUCCGAUUCCGAUCUUGAGGCAUGGUUUACGGAGAUUAUGAAAACUUUGCCGAAGCCAAAUCCUCCUCCAGCUAAUGCUUCACAACAAUUACCAUCAAGUGGACCUAAUGCACCGCCUCCCACCUACAAUCCUCCACCAGUAUAUCCGAGUGGUCCAUCUCAAAUGACCAAUACAUUCCCUAGCCAACCAAUAUAUAAUCCACCAACAAUUCCAUCACAACCACCAGCAUAUCCUUCAACGGUACCAAAUUAUGGUGGUAGUGGUGGUGGUACCACAGUUAUUAUUGAUCGAAAUGGAGGAGGUUACGGACAACGAUAUGGUGGUGGUAGUAGUAGUGGUCCUGGUCUUGGAACUGGCAUGUUAAUGGGUUCAUUGCUGGGCUUUGGAUUAGGAAGUAUGUGGGGUGGUGGUUUACAUUCAGGAUUUGGUUGGGGUGGUCACUGUUAUCCAUCACAUCAUGGAAUGGGCGGUGGUUUUGGUGGAGCAUAUAUGCAGGAUAACGAUACAUAUAUCACCAACAAUUACUUUGGUAGUGAUCCAGAAAAUAGAGGUACAAUUAGUGAACAUAAUGCGGGAUCAUCAACUAUCGAGACAGCUGAUUCAACAAAUAAUCCGGAAACGGUACAGGAUUAUUACGAUGGCUAUGAUGUGAGUGGGGGAGGAGGAGGAGAUUAUGAAAAUUCCGGUGAUUAUGAUAUAGGAGGAGGAGAUGAUUAUGGUGGUUAUGAUAUAGGUGGUGGUGAUGAUUUUGGUGGAGGUGAUUUUGAUGGAGGUGAUUUAGGUGGUGGUGAUUGGUAA